Messenger RNA from Nakaseomyces glabratus, 465 nucleotides. It is a transcript of the gene RTS3, whose product is annotated as Rts3p. The record is from RefSeq and is a predicted model, not a curated record. Lineage: Eukaryota; Fungi; Ascomycota; Saccharomycetes; Saccharomycetales; Saccharomycetaceae.
AUGCAAGACGUACCUGUUAAGGCCAGGAGGCUGUCCCGAGAGCAGAUCAUCAAUGAGAUGGAGAAAGAGCAAGAUGCCAUUGUGGUGAAACUUUUGAAGGAGAUUGAGACCUUGAAGCUCGAGAACACACGGCUGAGGCAGCGGCUAGCCAUGUUUGCAGAAGACGCCCAGAACAAUAACCACAGCACACAGGCAGCUCGCAGAAGAGCGGGCUCUGUGACGUCCACGACAUACUCAAACUCUGCCAUAUUAACCGACGAUGAAGAAGACGAAGACCACAACGGCCACAGACGAGACUCGUUUCUAAGAGUGCCAGUCUCCCCUACACACUCAAGACAGGCAAGCAUGUCCUCGUCCGCAUCUUCAUCUUCAAACAGGAGACCAUCCUUGGUGGUCAAAGAACAAAGACAAUUGGAACUGCUAGAAUUCAGGAAGAGAAACGCCUCACUAUCUAAGAAGAAAUAG